CAGCGGGGCGGGGCGGGGGGUGGUGGCGGUAGGGUCCUUGCCACUCGAUUCCUCCCAUUUCCCUGAAAAUGAAGGGAGACAGCAUCAAGAAGCCACAGCGACCGACUCCCUCGCAGUGGGCCUUAGGGACCUCGCCGGCACAUUCCUAUGCGUACAGCCGCCCCACUUCUUCAAGCCUGACCCAGGCGAAGUUCUAAGACUGCCAACGAACCCGCCCCAAAGAGGCCAGAGUAGCAGAGUUUUCUAGCCAGGACGGGCGCCCCGGGCCUCAGAGGGCCAACCCAGGCUCACAGCCUGGAGACCCAGACAGGGAUGCCUUCAGUUCACUCCCCAGGACGUCAACAUUUUCGUGCCCGCCAAACUAGUGCACCCUAGCCUGCGCCUUUCCCUGGAAAAGGGGGCAGGAGUAUAUUUCGUUUCUUUCUUUAAACUCAGGAAAGUCCCGGUGGCUGAGACUGAUCGUCUGUCUGCCUUGGGGUCUACUUCUGGUAGGGACCUGAGAGCCUAAGGUGUGUGCUCACUCCGGCCAGCGCUGUGCUCUGCGCUGUUUCUUUUCUGCCUGCAGGUUUAUCUCUCUCACUCUCAUUUCCCCCCUUUCCCCGCGUUCUUUUAUUCUGCUUUCUCUUUCUCUCGCUUUUGUGAAUGGGCCGCGGUGUCUUUGUUCUGGAGAGAAGCGCCCGUGUCGCUGACUUUUGUGAACCAGAGAAGGAUCUUGUAAAACCUCCUUUUCUCCUCCGUAGUCCCCUCUCACACCCCUCCUUCCCUGCCCCUUUGAUUAGAUGUUCCCUCAUCGUUCAAAAAAAAAAAUGUAAUUUCGUUAGUCUGGCGGCCACUUUCUUUGAACAUUAGCUCGCUUUCAGCUCCAACUUCAAUUAGAAGGAGUUGAUUUUGAGAGACCAACAAAAGAACCGACCAAAGCCUUAUUAAAGGUCCUAAGAAGAUCUCUCGGUCCUUUGAGAAGCAGUUAAGGAAACAGUGUGCCCUCCGUCAUAUUCUGUUACCGUAUUUUAUUCGGACUCCAAAGAAAAGUGUCGCGUGGGGGAGGGGAGAAGCACUUUGAUGAGCGGCAGUCGCGGCCCUUUUCACUCAGCGGGCUCCCCCCUUCCUUCUGGUCGCCCCGCACCCGGUCAGCGACCACAGCGGACCGCGCGGCCUGGGCAUCGCGGUGCUCCGCUCUACCUUGCUCUCGGCGGCUGCCGAACUCACCCACGCACAUACUGUGGUUCAAACUUUUCGCCCGCCUGUUGGGGUGAGAACGGCAGAAGAUGAGGAAAAAGAACUAGGAAAGAGUGUUGGCUGCCGGCGAGUCUCGGUGAAGGCGAGAGGUAGAUGGUGAAAAGCCGCGACUGCGGAGGGCAGGCCAGGCCCCCAGAAGCAACAGCUUGAAGGACUUCGCAGUGGGAGCCCUGAACUGCUCCUGGCCUCAGGCCCCCUGGAUCCGUCGGGGCACCUCCACCCGGCUGUUAGCAUGAUGUCUUACCUCAAACAACCCCCAUACGGCAUGAACGGGCUGGGCCUAGCUGGCCCUGCCAUGGACCUCCUGCACCCCUCCGUGGGCUACCCUGCCACCCCGCGGAAGCAGCGACGGGAGCGCACCACCUUCACGCGCUCACAGCUGGACGUGCUCGAGGCGCUGUUCGCAAAGACUCGCUACCCAGACAUCUUCAUGCGCGAGGAGGUGGCACUCAAGAUCAACCUGCCAGAGUCCAGAGUCCAGGUUUGGUUCAAGAACCGCCGCGCCAAGUGCCGCCAGCAGCAGCAGAGCGGGAAUGGAACGAAAACCCGGCCGGUCAAGAAGAAGUCGUCUCCAGUACGCGAGAGCUCGGGUUCAGAGAGCAGCGGCCAGUUCACGCCGCCCGCCGUAUCUAGCUCUGCUUCUUCGUCUAGCUCAGCGUCCAGUGCCUCCGCCAACCCCGCGGCUGCUGCGGCCGCGGGCCUGGGUGGGAACCCAGUGGCAGCAGCGUCCUCUCUGAGCACGCCUACUGCUUCGUCCAUCUGGAGCCCGGCCUCCAUCUCGCCGGGCUCAGCGCCGACAUCCGUAUCGGUGCCAGAGCCACUGGCCGCUCCGAGCAACGCCUCGUGCAUGCAGCGCUCGGUAGCCGCAGGUGCGGCCACUGCCGCAGCCUCCUACCCUAUGUCCUAUGGCCAGGGCGGAAGCUAUGGUCAGGGAUACCCCGCGCCCUCCUCUUCUUACUUUGGCGGUGUAGACUGCAGCUCCUACCUAGCGCCCAUGCACUCUCAUCACCACCCGCACCAGCUUAGCCCCAUGGCACCCUCCUCCAUGGCUGGCCAUCAUCACCAUCACCCUCAUGCGCACCACCCACUGAGCCAAUCUUCAGGCCACCACCACCACCAUCACCACCACCACCACCACCAAGGUUAUGGAGGCUCUGGGCUCGCCUUCAAUUCUGCCGAUUGCUUGGAUUACAAGGAGCCCGCCGCCGCCGCUGCUUCCUCUGCCUGGAAACUCAAUUUCAACUCUCCCGACUGUCUGGACUAUAAGGACCAAGCCUCGUGGCGGUUCCAGGUCUUGUGAGCCCAGGAGGGAAAGGAAGUGGAGAAGAAACGCAACUACCUAUACCCUCCAUGGUCCCCAUCCUGUUGCUGCUGCUGCACCACCCGCCUUUGCCUUGGCUUUUCCAAAACUUAAUUUUCAGUCCCCCAAAAGAUAUUCAUUGCCUGCACUGCCGCUCCCAUCUGUGUGCCACUUGGUUGGGGGUGGAGGAUGCAGCCCUUCUCCCCCUUGGAGGUGGGGCCCGGUGCUCCCACUUGGCCCUCCGUUUCUUCCCGGAAUAGCAGUACGCUCUCGCUCUCAGCUCGUGCGUCACCCCUUCAAGUCUUUCUGGACAGCUUUUAUGCACCUGGAGCCUUCUGGGGCUCUUCGCUCUGACCCUCUGUUUUGAGCUCAACCGUUUUAUUUAUUCUUUCUGGACACUGAAGUCACUAACUGGCGUAUAUCAACCGUUUGGAGUGUGUCCAUACAUACACACUCCUAAUCAAACCCUCCACUGUUUCUCCUAGCAGACUGUCGCCCCUUCAGCUGCCCUUGAUCUAGCUCCCCACCCGCAGGCCCGAGCUUCCAGCAUUUCUGUCUCACCAGUGGUGAGCGUUGGGCCAGGCUCGCGGCAGGAGUGUGCCCCAGCCUCCUUUCCUACCCUGCGCUGGACUGAUUCAAGCUUCCGCCUCAGCGGGAAUGCUGUACAUAGUCAGGUCCGUUCCAGGGACCACUUAAAGUUUUUAGUUGCUGUUGGUUGAACUGAGCAUCUCUCUUGUUUUAGCGUCCAAGAAACAGAACUUUAAAAUAUAUACAUCACAUAUAUAUAUAUAUAUAUACACACGCACACACACACAUAUAUAUAUAACAGAAGCAAAAAAAUUAUUUCCCCUUUGUUCCCGUUCCUCUCUUCCUCAAACGAUGGUGGUUCUUAUUUUUCAGUUAUUACAAAGCUGUCCUGCCCUCUUCACACCUCCCUUUGUGUAUUUAUUAAAGAAACCCGCUUGGUUCCAGGAAGCUGGGCGCUAGAGGAUCGGAAGUGAAGGAAACAGCUAAGUCAGGAUACAGGGGUCGGGGCUAGGCUGGUCAGGGCGCACGACUGACCCUUCGCCAGUCUAAGCACAGUAUCAAAGCUUCCGCUUAGAAACAAACAGACAAACAAACAAGGUGAAAUUACAGCAUUGUGGAAAGAAAACCAAGCCCGAGUUCCAGGUCCAAUGUUUCUCUCUCUCUCUCUCUCUCUCUCUCUCUCUCUCUCUCUCUCUCUCUCAAACACCCUGUCUGUUCUGUGAGUUUUUAGUGAACCUUCCUUCUCCGAAAUCUGCGGAGAGUACCUGUGUACCUAUCGGUUUUGGUUUUGGCCGCUUGGUUCAGUAGGUGGGAAAGUAAUUUGUAAAUUUGAUUUGUCCGAUGUGAAGAUCACAAAUUACUUGUUGAGAUGUAAGGCAGUCCGUCUCCUCUUCCUCUUUAUCUACAUUAUUUCCCGAAAAUAAAAGCAAAUUAAUGAGUGGCUUGUCA
Messenger RNA from Mus musculus (house mouse), 4012 nucleotides. RefSeq names its product orthodenticle homeobox 1 (gene Otx1). Gene Ontology annotation, molecular function: DNA-binding transcription factor activity; DNA-binding transcription activator activity, RNA polymerase II-specific; sequence-specific double-stranded DNA binding. The transcript has 5 exons. The record is from RefSeq and is a predicted model, not a curated record. NCBI's taxonomy places the organism in Eukaryota, Metazoa, Chordata, Mammalia, Rodentia, Muridae. Bases 1469 to 2536 code for a protein of 355 amino acids. Gene Ontology annotation, biological process: inner ear morphogenesis; positive regulation of transcription by RNA polymerase II; diencephalon morphogenesis. Gene Ontology annotation, cellular component: nucleus.